Messenger RNA from Solanum lycopersicum (tomato), 1373 nucleotides. Its product is annotated as bifunctional phosphatase IMPL2, chloroplastic. Lineage: Eukaryota; Viridiplantae; Streptophyta; Magnoliopsida; Solanales; Solanaceae. Gene Ontology annotation, molecular function: histidinol-phosphatase activity. The record is from RefSeq and is a predicted model, not a curated record.
GUUUGGUGGAAAACACAUCAUCUUCCAUACUUGCCCUUUUCAUUCAAUAAGCCGCUUUAUUCAUUACGCAUCAGUGCUCUUUCUUACUCUCAACUCCCACCCGAUCUUUGUCUCGUGAACUCGGUCCUUUUCCCGCCUAUUAAACAAAGCCCUCCAAAUGCAGAUGCUUUCUCAAUCUCACUUCCUUUCUCUAUAUCCCCGCAACUCUUCACCUCUUUCCUCAUCAUUCUCCGCCUUCUCCGGCGGCUGUAAUACCCGGAAAAUCGUCUCCGGUUCGCUUGCUUUUCAACAUUCCGGUAUCCAUUCGUUCCCGAUCUCGCACGGAAUCAAAUUGGCGUCGCCUGUGAUGACUUCGAAUUGUGUGCUUCCUUCUAAUCAAGCACAAAUCGUUGAUUUUGGAGUUGAGGACUCUGAGCUCGGCAAAUUCGCAGCUGUUGGUAACAAAAUUGCUGAUGCUGCUGGUGAAGUAAUCCGUAAAUACUUCAGGAAAAGCUUCGAUAUUCUCGAUAAAGAAGAUUUAAGUCCGGUAACAAUUGCUGAUCAAGCGGCGGAGGAAUCCAUGGUGAAGAUAAUUCAAGAAAAUUUCCCGUCCCAUGCAAUUUAUGGAGAGGAGAAGGGAUGGAGGUGUCAAGAGGAAACUGCAGAGUAUGUUUGGGUUUUAGAUCCAAUAGAUGGUACUAAGAGUUUCAUCACAGGGAAACCUGUGUUUGGCACUCUUAUUGCUCUGUUGUACAAAGGUAAACCGAUUCUUGGCGUUAUUGACCAGCCUGUACUGAGAGAGAGGUGGAUUGGUUUAAGCGGGCGACGAACUACCUUGAAUGGGCAAGAAAUAUCCACACGCAACUGUUCAAGUCUUUCAAAAGCCUACAUGUACACUACUAGCCCACAUUUGUUCGAAGGGGAUGCUGAGAUUGCCUUUGCUCGUGUUAGAAGCAAGGUGAAAGUUCCACUGUACGGAUGUGACUGCUAUGCUUAUGCCCUAUUGGCUUCUGGAUUUGUGGAUCUUGUAGUAGAGUCUGGUCUUAAGCCGUACGACUUCCUCUCACUUGUACCAGUAAUAGAAGGUGCUGGAGGAACAAUAACCGACUGGAAAGGCCAACAUUUUAAUUGGAAAGCUUCUGCUGGUUCACCAGCCACAAGUUUUAAUGUAGUGGCAGCCGGUGAUAAAGAAGUUCACCAAGAAGCUCUGGAUGCAUUGCAGUGGCGGUAGAGGCUGCUAUGUUUCACUGUAUUGGCUCACAACUCCCUUUGGCGAAUAUCAUAGUUAUUGAUUACUUUGCCGCUGAGUCUCUACAUUAAUUUUAACUUUUGAAUCAAAUUAUGGUGGUCCUCUGUUGAUAGUUAUUUAAUCAGAAUGCUUACUUGCAUUUCCA